Messenger RNA from Oppiella nova, 1110 nucleotides. NCBI's taxonomy places the organism in Eukaryota, Metazoa, Arthropoda, Arachnida, Sarcoptiformes, Oppiidae. The record is from the annotation of a GenBank genome assembly.
AUGUUAACUAUGGAGGGCUACCAUAGGUUUAUCUUGCUGAAAAAGUUGAACCCGAACCUAAAACUCAUGAUUUCGUUGGGCGGUUGGUAUGAGGGGUCGGAAAAGUACUCGGAUAUGGUUUCCAAACCGGACGUCCGACAAAAGUUUGUCAAAAGUGUACUCAAGUUCUUAAGUGAUUACAAGUUCGACGGCCUGGAUCUGGACUGGGAGUACCCGGCUAAUAGGGGAGGCGACAGUAAAACUGACCCUGAGAAUUUCUUAACUUUGUUAAAGGAGUUGCAUGAUGCGUUUAAUGGCAAAUACCUGUUGACAACAGCCCUGUCCCCUGGAAAGGGCACUAUUGACGCCGCAUUGCCCGGUAAUAACAUUGAAAAACUUAAUGACCUAAUCGAUUGGGCCAAUAUCAUGACCUACGAUUACCAUGGUGGUUUCGAUGACUACCUGGGACAUAACGCCCCGAUGUAUAGCCGUCCCGAAGAGACUGAGGAGUUGGAAAAGAAGUUGAAUAUGAAUUACCGUGAAUUCAACGUGAACUAUACUAUUCACUACUAUUUGGAGAAAGGUCUCCAUAAAGAUAAGAUGGUAAUGGGAAUGCCGUUGUAUGGCAGAGCCUGGUCGCUAAUGGACGGGGAGCAUACACACCUACACGACCUGGCUAAGGGCAUGUCGCCACCCGGUAGAGUGUCCAACGAGUCGGGAGUAUUAGGGUUUAACGAGGCGAGUAUUUGUAAUUUAGAGAAUGAGCACAAGGAGGACUGGAAAAUCACGUUUGACUACUAUUACAAAGCGCCCUAUGGUUACACUAAGGAGAUAUUUGUCGGUUACGAUAACAUCGAUAGUCUUCAGUGCAAAGCGGCAUUUUUGAAGUCAAUGGGACUGAGGGGUGCUAUGAUAUGGUCCCUGGAGUUCGACGACUUCCGCAACGAGUGCGGGUUCGGCCAUAAGUACCCCCUCCUCACCAAAGUCUACGAUAUGAUCAACGGAAAGGAAAAGGAUGUCAUGGACUGUCCGGGCGGUUUCGAGCCUACCCAUCCCACACAGCCCACCACCGUACCAACUACAGCACCCACCACUCCACCCACACCAGCGCCCACUACCAAACCCACACCA